CUCCUCUGAAUAUUGCUGUUGUUAUUAAACAAGUGGAUGUAUAACCGUGUGGGGAUGUGUUAAAACAGAAUUUGUUAUUUUUGAUUUGUGAUUGUUGAAAAUCAGUUGCUUUUUAUCCGAUUUUGCAGCGUUAAACAAAAGAAAUUUAAAAUUAUAUUAACAUACAGUUUUUAUAUAAAAACAAACAAUUAUUAUGCACCAAUUUUGAAGAAUGACUUGAAUUCCUGUGUUUAUUAAAAGCAGUGAGAAAGAAAGUGCUAAAAAUUUAAGAAAAAUUUAAUUUUUUAAAUCGAAAUGUGCGGCUAAUUGAAAUGGCAUCCGCUACUGGACUGGAAAUAUCUAGACGCAAUCCUCAAGAUGAAUAUGACCUUAUCCAGCGUAUUGGUAGUGGUACCUAUGGAGAUGUUUACAAAGCCAGAAGAAUUAGCACCGGAGAACUAUCAGCUGUGAAAAUUAUAAAAUUAGAGCCUGGCGAUGACUUUGCUAUUAUUCAGCAAGAAAUUCUUAUGAUGAAAGGCUGUCGGCAUCCAAAUAUUGUUGCAUAUUUUGGAAGCUAUUUACGGCGUGACAAACUUUGGAUUUGUAUGGAAUAUUGUGGUGGAGGAUCCUUGCAAGAUAUUUACCACUUGACAGGUCCUUUAGCUGAACUUCAAAUUGCAUAUGUCUGUCGAGAAACUCUGAAAGGUCUUGCAUAUCUACAUUCAAUGGGGAAAAUGCAUAGAGAUAUUAAAGGAGCUAAUAUUUUGCUUACAGAAAAUGGAGAUGUAAAACUUGCUGAUUUUGGUGUAUCUGCGCAAAUCACAGCAACUAUUAGUAAACGGAAAUCAUUCAUUGGAACACCUUAUUGGAUGGCUCCUGAGGUGGCUGCAGUAGAAAGAAAAGGCGGCUAUAAUCAACAGUGUGAUAUAUGGGCUGUAGGAGUAACAGCUAUUGAACUGGCUGAACUGCAACCACCCAUGUUUGAUUUACAUCCUAUGCGAGCUUUAUUUUUAAUGUCCAAGUCUGGUUUUAAACCACCUACACUUAAAGAUAGAAACAAAUGGACUCCAGUAUUUCAUCAUUUUGUCAAAGUAGCUUUAACCAAAAAUCCAAAGAAACGACCAACUGCUGAAAGAUUGUUGCAGCAUCCUUUUGUCCAAGGAGAUCUUGGAAAACAUUUAGCUCGGGAACUUCUUGAAAAAUUUAGUAAUCCUCAACAUAAUUUCACAGAUUUAGAACCUGAUGAUGAGGGGGUUUUGAUGAAUGUUCCACAGAGAAUUCCAUCAAAGCAAUCGGGAAGGACCAGGCAAAAAACGCAGUCAGAACUUAAUUUUGAAAGUGUAAGCUUUGAUUUACCGUUGAUGUCAGAAUUGUCUACUUCAAAUGAAAAGGGUCAUACUGCCUAUGAUGUAUCUCAAGCCUGGGGUAUUUCGGAAGAACCUUCUGUGGAACCUGAAUAUGAUUUAGCAACUGCAUGGAUGGAACAAGAUUUAGAUUCAGAUGUUAUAUGCAAGAGUCUGUUGGAAGUUGUAGAUGAAGAACUUUUGCUAAGGGGACAUACCGAACGUUUAGCAGAUUUGGAUGAUGAUUACAAGUAUUGUCAGCAAGCUACUCUACCUGUGGGUAUUAAUAGUCAAGACUCAUCCAAAAAAAUGGAAUCAAAAGGAAGGGGGGCUUCAGAUAGAUUGUAUGACAAUCGAGAUAAGUGCCUACCAACAGAUGUUCCUAAUGGUAGGGACAUAGCUCAAAAUAGAUUGUCAUCAUUAAUGGAUGAAUUAUCUAAUCAGUUUUCUUCUGAUGUACAAGACCUUCACAACACUGUUGCUUCUACAUGUCAGAAUGGUUCAUUAACGCCAACUAAUAGUCCAAGGUUAAAUCAAAAAUCACAGAAUAAUAAUCGAAAUAGUCUGAGCGAAGAUGAUGACAAAGAAAAUAGCCAAAAGGAUAAACAGCCACCUCAGGCCCCUCCUCGUCGGCGAAAUCAGAAGAAAACAUCAUCCCCUAAACCUAUUAGUAAUGGACUUCCACCCACUCCUAAGGUUCAUAUGGGAGCAUGCUUUUCCAAAGUUUUCAACGAAUGCCCUUUGCGAAUUCACUGUACGGCAACUUGGGUCCAUCCAGAAACACGAGAUCAGCAUAUCUUGUUUGGUUGUGAAGAAGGAAUAUAUACUCUGAAUCUUAAUGAGUUACAUGAUGCCUGUAUGGAUCAGCUCUAUCCAAGGAGAACUAUAUGGAUGUUUGUAGUUAAAGAUGUUCUUAUGACGCUUUCUGGAAAAACGACUCAUCUUUAUCGUCAUGAUCUUUUAGCCUUACAUAGUAAACAAACACACAGGUUUUCUUUGUCCAUGAAUAAAAUACCUGAAAGAUUUGUGCCUAGACGCUUUUCAACUACGACUAAAGUCCCAGAUACGAAAGGUUGUAUAAAGUGUUGUGUCGGAAGAAACCCUUACAAUGGAUAUAAGUAUCUUUGUGGUGCUACAAUGAAUGGGCUUUUCCUAAUGCAGUGGUACAAUCCUUUGAAUAAAUUCAUGCUUUUAAAGCAAUUUGAAUGCUGGGUCCCAUCAAAAUUGUCAAUUUUCGAAAUGAUCAUUUCUCCAGAAAUGGAAUAUCCUAUGAUCUGUGUUGGCGUUCGAAAAGGGUAUGAUCGUGGAAAUUUAAAACUUGAUAUGAUAAAUCUUAAUUCUACAGCAAAUUGGUUUAGUGAGGAUAGUGAUGGUAGUGAAACCAUUGUUCCACGUCAUGAUUCAAUUGACGUAAUUAAAGUUUCCCAGCUAGAGAAGGACAUAAUUUUGGUGUGCUCUGAAAGUGUUGUGAAAGUUGUUAAUUUACAAGGAAAACUGAAAUCAAGUCGUCAACAACCAGCUGAAUUACAUUUUGAUUUUCCUGUUGAGUCAAUAGUUUGCUUGACUGAUAGUGUUUUAGCAUUCCACAAACAUGGAAUGCAGGGACGAAGCUUUAAGAACAACGAGGUGGUUCAAGAAAUAAACGACAGCAGUAGGAUAUUCCGUUUGCUUGGUGCAGAUAGUGUUGUGGUUUUGGAAAGUCGACCCACUCAUGAUUUAAAGAGUCCUUCAAAUCUUUAUAUUUUAACUGGUCAUGAAAAUAGCUUUUAAGGAAGAAUGCAUUCCUAAAUAUUUUUUCCUUUUUGUUGUGUGAUAUCUUAGUAAUGAAAUAUUGUAGGUACUGUACACUGAAGAGUCAUUUUCUGUAACUUCAGUUAUGUUUAUAAAUAUAUUUGACGCUUAAGCAAAUCAUUUUGGAGAAAAUAUCUGAUCAAAAGUGUACUUCCUGUUUUACUUAGAAUGUUGGAAGUUUAUCUUCGCAUAUUUUUUAGCUUUACAGCUGUUCCUGCAUGAAUAUUCCUGAAUGUUUUGCUUCAGUUUUAUAGUGCCUUUAAGCCCAUUAUGUACAUGUAUAAUAUUUUUUACCACAUGAGUUGAAAUUUAAAUAAUUUCUCAGUUUUCAUUUUAAAAGAUUUUAAUAUCUUAUAGCUUAACAUCUUUACAAUGAUGUUCAUGUGUUAAUUGGUAAUUACUGAAUGGUUUCUUUGAUUUUAUUAUUUAUCAAAAAUUUAAUAAUUAAUGCUCUUAUGCAUUUACUGGCAUCAGAAAUUUGCAUAUUGUCAUAUAAUAACGCAAUAUUCUUGAUACUAAACGAAUCAUAUUGUAACUUAGUCUUUCGCUGUUACAUUGCUUUUGUACUUUAGUUAUAGCAUGUUUUUUGUGACAACGUCUUAUAUCGUUUCAAACUAUGAACUGUGAUUAAUCGAGUUAUUUGUUUAUUUAUGUUGUUUAUUAGGACAAUGUCAUUUGUGUUUUCUUUUCAUUUGUGGUUUUGAUGUAUUCUCAGAUAGAUGUUCUUUCAUAUUACUGUGCUAGUCUUUAAAUGAGAAGCCAAUAAAGGACUUAAAUAUAUUUUGGAAUGUUAAUUUAAAGUUUUCAUUUUUGUAAGAUUAAGAAUGCAUUUGCUAACCAUACACUAAUUGCUAAAUAAAUUGUAGAUUGGCAUGUUGAUAAGAUUUUUUAUGAUAGACUUUUUUUAAUUAUUGCAGAUUCGUAGCAUUUUUUAUAUUUUUAUUAUCUAUGCAAUAAUUUUUAACCUCAGGUUUUUCUUUAUUUUUUUAACGUAAGUGUGUGUUUUAUAUAUUGUUUGAUGAAUACAUGUAUUUAUGGCAAACUAUUUAAAAUAAUACAUGGAGAAUUUAACCAAAAUUAUUUGUUUGGUACUUUUUUUUAAUCUUUGGAUGAACGGUUUCAAACAUAUUCAGUUUUUAAUUAUCUGCCUGUGUAAUACUGUUCAAAUCCUCAGAUGCAGUUUUUAUACAAUUUUAUAUUAUUAGAGUAACAGUGUGACUCCUGGUUAUCAGUGGUGUUAAUCUUUAUUUGUUGGUAGUGCCAAAGAGCUUCCGAAGGUAAGUUGGAAUAUGUAAGCAUGGGAAAAUUGUUAAUUGUUGUUGGUUUGGUGUUGAAUCUUGGGUACAUUGUUCUAAGAAUUUUUAUAGCUCAAGAUAAUUUGUAACUGUGUAUAUAUUUUUGUCUUUUAACAAAAGCUCUAUCUCUUAUGUAUAUUAAAUUAUGAAAUCCCCUUCCCUGCUGUGCAGUAUUAUCUCAUGAUAAAAAAAAAAAUCUGUUUAGUUAUCAUGUGCUUGAAAUUUUAGAAACUUCUGAAGUGAUACUGUCUCUUAAUAGCGACGUGGUGAGAAACUUUUACUUUCAAAUCGUAGAAACAGUUAACUAAUAAUGAAAAUCCAUUACUCUGUAUAUUUCUUGAUCUACAAGCGUGCUUUCAUUAUGUAUUUUUCAUUUAAAAGAUAUAUAGUUAAAAUGUUUGACAUAUGUUUUGAGCUUUAAGUGUUUACAGUAGAAUUGCACUAUGUGAAGCUGUAAAUGUAUUGUGAUGUACAUUGCAAAAAGAAAAAAAAAUGAAAGCAUUCAUAUAACAAUAGAAAAAAAUGUUUUCUAUAGUAAAUGAAGUAGGAUAGCUUCUCUUUAAAAAUUUCAGCAUAUUUUGUUAGAAUUAUUGCAAAUUAUUCAUCAGUGAAGAGAUGCCAUAUCAUAUGAAAAUACCUUCCUUUUAUGCUGUGUUUAUGAAAUACUCUCAAAGGAUUUGGAUAAAAUUUUAUUCCUUAUUUAAAAUAACUGUUAACCAUUAUAACUUUUUUUUUUUACUUUUAGUCCUUAAUAUGCAUGGUAUAUCAAAUUAUUUUGAUUUCAAAUAUAUUACCGUGAAAAUUUUAAUGUUUUGAAUUGUUAAAUUUAUCAACUUGAUGAUGAAGUGUUAGUUGGAAGCUAAAGAACUAUAAGUUAAAUUAUUUCUUUUUAAAAAGCAAUACUCUGUGAAUCUUGAAAUCCCCUUUCAUGUAGAUUGCAGUUUAGUGUCUGAGGAAGGCCUUGAGUAUAAAAAUGUAGUAUAUAUGUUAAUUGCAAAUAUAGGCAAAAAUUUAUUUCAUCACCUCAAGUUUUUCGUGUAUAUCCACUUUUCUUUGGCUCGAAUAAUUGUUUCUUUUAUUUUAGUUUCAUAAUAUUCAUCAAGAUAUUCAAUUGCAAAACUUACCUACUGAAAAAAAUUUUUAUUAUUAUUUGUAUUAUUCAAAAAUUCUAAGAUUUUACUCAUAAGCGAAAAUCUAUCUUUUGAUGAAGAGUAUUUCAUGUACUUAGCAGUACUGUAAGUAGAAUAAAUAUGCAUCUGUGUGAACUGCAGUUUUGAUACUUUUUUAAAUUAAUAGUUAUUAUUUAAUUUUGCUCUGAGUGAUACUAAUAGCUUUUAUGUUUACUUUAACUGUUAAUGAAAAACGCACUGUAUUGGCAAUGCUUGGAACCGGAAGUACUUUUCGUUCUUUCUUCACAUGGCAUCAUAUCAUUUUAUAUGUUAUGUUUAAUUUUUGCAUAAAUUAAUUAUUUAUGUAUUUUUCCCCUUUGUUCUGUGUAUUUGAAAAUAUACCAGUUGGCAGCUUGUUUCUUCAACUUACUAAUUGCAAGCAUUGCCUUUGUAUAAAACAAAACUCUUAUGUGUGAACUGUGAUGCAUAUGCUCUAAAACAUCAAUGUUUUGUAAGCUGAAAGUAUUUAUUAAAAGCUAUGUAAUUAUAUUGUAAAAAGUAAAAUAAAUUUUAUGAUCUUAAGCAUUCA
Argiope bruennichi is the source of this 6106-nucleotide messenger RNA. Its product is annotated as mitogen-activated protein kinase kinase kinase kinase 5-like. Gene Ontology annotation, biological process: protein phosphorylation. The record is from RefSeq and is a predicted model, not a curated record. Lineage: Eukaryota; Metazoa; Arthropoda; Arachnida; Araneae; Araneidae. The transcript has 29 exons. Gene Ontology annotation, molecular function: ATP binding; MAP kinase kinase kinase kinase activity. Bases 312 to 3092 code for a protein of 926 amino acids.